AUGGUGAUUGUUUUAAUUAUGCAUCCCAUUGAACCUCCAAAUCUCAGUUACGUAUCCCUUCGUGUAUUGGCUCCUCUUCCCUUAGAUGAUGGAGAAGGUUCUCAUACUCAGCUCGUUGAUACUCUUUCGGGUAUUGCAAGAAAACCCAAUGGAGAAGAAACUUCAACUGUUACUGAGAACGAGGAUGGUGAUAGUUUUGAUCUUGGAUCGUUUUGUUUAGAACCGUGUAAUGUCAAACGCGUUGUGCCUGAGAGAGUUCUGGUUGUAAAGUUCUUACCUAGCGACGGUGUUAAGCUGGUUGCUGCUGGAGACAACUGUAGAUCAUGCAAAGGCUGUGUACCUGCUUAUUUCUCACCUUCUGGUCUCUCACUUGCAACUACAAGCCGUGACAACUAUGUUGGUGUUCUAAGUGGUGCUAACUUUGAGGAUACUUCUAUGAUAUAUCACUUUAGUAGCACUGUUUGUUCUAUCUCUAAUUUCAGGGGAGUAUGGGGGUGGGAUGAUUCACAUAUCUUUGUCGGCAAUGUGGCAAAAGGAAUCGGCGGCAAUCAGACAAGAGGAAUUGAUGUGAUCUCUACGAAACUAAAACGAACAGUGAAGAAGCUGCAGAGCCCUCUUUUGAAAGAUGUUAUGAGCAGACUCUAUUGCCAUCCUCUUAAUGUUGGGAUGCUUGCAGGUUCCACAGCUGGAGGGUAUGUCUAUGUUUGGACCACAAAAUAGCAUAUACGUAAGCCAUUCUCAAAUCACAUCUUGUAACCAGCAUGAGGUGCUGCUGUCUUGUUUUGUUUUGGAGCAUUUCUUGAAGGUUUCUGUGUGUUCCAAAACAUUCUCUUUUUAUUUUCUCUUAGGUGUAACAAGACACCAAAAACUUCAAACCACUGCAUAAGAAAUGCAAAAACAGAAGUAACAUACGUAAACAGAA
Raphanus sativus (radish) is the source of this 922-nucleotide messenger RNA. RefSeq lists its product as uncharacterized. Gene Ontology annotation, cellular component: nucleus. The transcript has 4 exons. The record is from RefSeq and is a predicted model, not a curated record. Lineage: Eukaryota; Viridiplantae; Streptophyta; Magnoliopsida; Brassicales; Brassicaceae. Gene Ontology annotation, molecular function: protein binding; DNA binding. Gene Ontology annotation, biological process: regulation of DNA damage checkpoint. Bases 1 to 720 code for a protein of 239 amino acids.